Sardina pilchardus (European sardine) is the source of this 2966-nucleotide messenger RNA. It is a transcript of the gene serpina10b, whose product is annotated as serpin peptidase inhibitor, clade A (alpha-1 antiproteinase, antitrypsin), member 10b. Bases 439 to 1644 code for a protein of 401 amino acids. Lineage: Eukaryota; Metazoa; Chordata; Actinopteri; Clupeiformes; Clupeidae. The transcript is spliced from 4 exons. The record is from RefSeq and is a predicted model, not a curated record. Gene Ontology annotation, molecular function: serine-type endopeptidase inhibitor activity. Gene Ontology annotation, biological process: blood coagulation.
GACUCUAACCCUAACCUGUCCUGACAAAAAACAAAUGACACUUAAUAACAGAAACAUUGUCAUAUACGUUUUUGACUUGUCAUGUCACGCUUAUGUAAAUACUUUCAAGAUACUUUUAAAAUGUAACCAUAUAUUUAUACAUGCACUUCGUUAGUUAAGUGUUUCUUAUGAAUUAUGAUUUGUAGUAUUUAGGGUUUUUUUUCCAUUAGGCUAUUAAUUGAACUGACAUUGUUUAUUAUUGCUAUUCUCCUUAAUAUAGUCUUGCCAACAUUUCUAAGUUGUUCACCGUUCAUUUUAACUAUUGUAUUGUUUUUAUUUGUAUGUCUGGACAAAAGCAUCUACCAAAUCCCAUAACCAUGUUCAAAUGAAAGAUAACCUUGUGUGUAGAUUAAAAAUAUCUAUUUUCAAUGCAUUUAAAGGUAAUUUGUACAAGCAGCAAUGAUGACAACAGUACUCUUCCUCAUGGUUUGGACAAUCUUGCUCACCCCUUGCCUCUUGGUUCAGGAGGAGCCUUCACCUAAUAUCACACACCUUACAUUUAAAAAUAUGAAUUUUGCCAUGGACCUGUACAGGAAGAUCUCUAGCUACCAUGAUAACAACAUUUUCUUCUCACCACUUUGUUUGUCCACUGUGUUCACUGCCCUCUCCCUGGGUGCUCGUGGCUCUACCCGAGAUCAGAUUCUUAAAGGACUAAACUUGGAUCUGUUAGAACACCAAGGCACAGGUGCUCUUAUAGCGGAACUUUUUCAGCAUCUCCAAAGGAACAUAACCCAAGAUGAUGCAUUAAUGUUUCACCAAAGCACAGCCCUAUUUGUGGGACAGGACUUUGAGAUUGAAAUGGCCUUCAGUGAGCAGAUCAAAACGUUUUUUGGGGCCGACAUCAACCAUGUGGAUUUUGCAGACCCAAAAGUUAGCAUGGCUACCAUUAAUGAGUAUGUGAGGAAGCAGACAGGAAAUAAGGUGACAGAAAUGGUGGCAGCAAUUGAGCCUUUCACAAAACUCAUGCUUAUCAACACAAUUUUCUUCAAAGGUACCUGGGAACUUCCUUUUAGCCCAAAUGACACAGAACAUGCCCGCUUCUAUGUUGACAAAUACAACAUUGUGCAGGUGCCCAUGAUGUUUAAGCAUGAUAAAUUUUACAUGACAUAUGACAAGGAAUUGAAAGUCAAGGUGUUACAUCUUCCCUAUGUGGGUGGUUCAGCCAUGCUUAUUGUUCUACCUGACACUGAUACUGACUAUACUGAGGUUGACGAAGAAAUUACAGCCACAAGGUUCAUUAACUGGACACAAAAUCUGAAGAAGACGAAACUUGAUGUUUACCUGCCCAAAUUCAAGAUGGAACAGUCAUACACUGUGCAGAAAAUACUCCCAGAGCUUGGCAUUUCAAAUAUCUUUCAAGACACUGCAAACCUAACGGGGCUGAGCAAAAGUCCUGGAUUGAAAGUGUCCGAGGUGUUGCACAAAUCUGUGAUUGAGGUGGAUGAAAAGGGCACCACAGCUGCAGCUGCCACGACUGUGGGCAUCACUGGUUUCUCUCUGCCUCAAACCUUCAUGAUCAACCGACCUUUCUUUUUCUUUAUUUAUCAUGAGCGCACAAACAGCCUACUGUUCAUGGGCAGAGUGAUAGACCCUUCUAAAUGUUGAUCUUUGUGUUUUUUUUUUUUUUUUAGUAACUGCGUAUUAAAAUGUUUAAACAAAAUUAUCUUAGACAAAUACAAUGCAUUAGAUUUUUAAAUGCUUUUGAACGCUAAUUCAUGACUGUCAGCUUCUUCGUUUUUCUUCAGCUAUACUGCUUGACAGACUUAAUCAAUAAAUGCAGUUGAAAUGUGGGUUGAGACCUUCUGCCACCUGGUGGUUGUUUGGGUACAUUGCCGUAGCCUCGAAAAAAGUCGGCUUGACAGCCUACGGGAUCUCUGCGGGAUUGCCACGGCAAAAGGUGCAUUCUCAACCCGUACCCACCGUAAGUCUCUAACUAAUACAUUAUCUGUGCCCCACCCCCAAUCCGCAUUUGCAUCAUUUUACCAUUGUAGAUGCAGUUUGUCGGUAUGGUGGGCCACUGGUGUUGUGGCUUCGUCCUGAUAGCUUCUCUGGCAUGUACAGGCUCCCUGCCAUGAUCAACGCGGAGUUGAUCUCACAUCCCAUACCGCAUCACUGCAGAUCUGGAUUAAGGUGCAAAUGAGGUUAAUAUGGCACUUAAGCAUAUUUUUUCUUACACUGAAUAUUAAAGCACUUUUACAUAACAUUAUGCAAAAUAUUUUGAGAUUUCCCAUAAUUAAUGAGAAGCUUGAAUUAGACUGUGCUGUGUGUUAGAGUGUUGUGUGUGGUGUGAGGUGUGUGUGUCACUCAUUAAGUCCAUGCCUGAGAGACUGCAAGCUGUUAUAAAAGCCAGAGGUGGUGCAACAAAGUACUAGUGGUGCGUUGAAGUGUUCUUUUGUCAAUUUGUUUUUCAUGAUUCCAUAUUUUUUUCCUUGGAAUUGAGUGAUUCCAUAUUUAUUUUUUUCUUGAUUUCCUUUAAUGUGUCCUAAAGCCAGAAAGUUGCCAUUUGAAAUUAACCUAGUUUGAGUCAUGUCUGUGAUCUGGCUUUUUUCUAAAAAAUUAAACAACUGGAUUUAUGCCAGGGGUUGUAGUUGGGGCUGUAGCAGCAAUCAUUUUAUUUUUAUGUUUAUGUUAAUGUUAUGUUUUAUGUUGUGUUGUUUUUUGUAUAGCCUAUGUUAACAUAGAAAAUGUAGGACUUCUUUUGGUAAGACAUAGAUAUACAAUGAAACACAUAGUCACACAAAUAUUAGAUGGAACACAAAAACAUAGUUAUACAACAUGAUCAGACAAAUAUAUAUUCACAGAUAUAGCAGAAGUCAUUUUUGUACUUUGUGGAUUGAGGACUGACUAAGCCAGACCUAGUUCUCAUCCUCACAAAAACGCUUGGUUGGAAUUGAAUGUAAUAACCAGAAUACAGUAAAGUCACACAA